Pipistrellus kuhlii (Kuhl's pipistrelle) is the source of this 2477-nucleotide messenger RNA. It is a transcript of the gene ZMAT1, whose product is annotated as zinc finger matrin-type 1. Bases 582 to 2087 code for a protein of 501 amino acids. The record is from RefSeq and is a predicted model, not a curated record. The transcript is spliced from 3 exons. Lineage: Eukaryota; Metazoa; Chordata; Mammalia; Chiroptera; Vespertilionidae.
AAAAUUUAUUCUAGUAUCUCUAAUUUUUGUUUUUCUGUCUGUCAGCCUAAAAAGGGCCAGAACCAGUGUGACCUACAAAAGAAAGCAUCUUCUAAAGCUUUAUCUUCAGUUUCCCAAACACAUCAAUUUGGUCUCAGAGGAGACCAAAUGAAAGAGCUCUGAAAUUACUAUAAUUGUGAAAGUAUAUAAUUUUAUAGCCUUAAACACCUGCAUACAUUUUAUUUUGAUACAGACAUAGCAAAUCUGGACUGAGUAGACGACUUACUCUGCUACUCAGGGACCCCAACUUAGUAUUUAUACCAUCUGUUUUUCCCUCACUAAUUUCAAGAACCACCCUAAGACAGCUCUCCUGGUUUCAUUGAUUUUUCUCCCCUAAUUAAUGUAAUUAGUCAAUGCCUUUCCUGUAUCUUUAUUGGAGAAACUUGGUGACUGAUUUGUAUUCAACUUUCCUUUCUCACAGAAGGCAAUUAUUUUUAACCUGAAUGUGAAAAAAAGUGGGUUUUAAAAGCAUUCUAAAUUUCCAUAAUACUUUAUAAUCAAUGUAGCUCUGGUAGCUAAACACAUGUUGAUCCCUUCUCAUUAUGACUAUUUCAGCAGGUGUGCCUAUUACUACUUCUGCAGAAUCAACAUUUCUGAAGCCCCUUGCAGUCAAGCCUCCUUCAGCAUUUAGUAUGAGAACCUACGUUUGUCAUAUUUGUAAUAUCACCUUUACAUCAUUAGAAAUGUUCCAGUUCCAUGUGCAAGGAAAUGAACAUCAAAUUAAUGAAUCCAUUAUUAUUAAUCUAGUGAAUAAUUCAAAGAAGACACAAGACUCUUACCAAGUUGAAACUGCAGAUUACAUCAAAGCGCAGAAAGUUAGAGAACCAGAGCCCAAGAUUUGUUUCAGAAAGAUGGAAGAUAAUUAUUUGGAAACCCAUGGAUACAGAAAAGUGGUUGAUUCCCAGUCAAGACAUAGAGUAUAUGAACGAAGACACCCAUGUGAGACUUUCCAGACAUACCCAGAAUCAUACAAAAUUUCGCAAACAGUGGAAAACCACUUACCUCAUUACUUACCAGCUUAUUCAAAGAAGACAUAUGACUCUUUCCAAGAUGAACUGGAAUAUUACAUCAAAGUGCAAAAAGCCAGAGGAUUACACCCAAAGACUUGUUUCAGAAAGAUAAGAGGGAAUUCUAUGGAAACCCAUGGGUACAGAGAAGUUGAUUCUGGAUCCAGACAAAGAAUCAACGAGCAAAGAUUUUCAGUUCAGACUUCCCAUACCUUCCAACGACCAUACAAUAUUUCACCAGUGGAAAGCCAGUUACAUCAUUGGUUACCACCAGCUUAUUUAAAGAGGACAUACGAUUCUUUCCAAAAUGAACUUGAAGAUUACAUGGAAGUACAGAAAGCCAGACGACUACAUCCGAAGACUUGUUUCAGAAAGAUAAGUGAUAGCUCUACAGAAACCAAUGAGUACAGAGAAAUGUUUGAUUCCAGAUCCAGACAUAGAAUGUCUGAGCCAAGACUCCCAUUUGAGACUUUCCAGACCUACCCAGAAUCAUACAAUAUUUCACAAGUAGUGAAAAAUCUCUUACCUCAUUGCUUACCAGCUCAUGACAACAAACAUAAACUAGACUCUCUGACCUAUUGUCAGCCCACCAGAGACUAUUUCCCAGAAAAAACAGUACCCCUAAGCCUUAGUCAGCAAGAAAAUAACUCUGGCUUGUACAGUGUAGAAUCUGAAUUUUACAAGCACCUCUCCUUAGAAAACAGCACCAGUGACCCUCAAGCAGGUCAUAAACGAAGACAUCAGAAGAGAAGGCAUUUGGACGAAGGUGAAGAAAAGCUAGACAAAGAGCACUCCAAGCAUAAAAAGAAGAAGAGUGAUGGGGAUAUGGGUAUAAAUAUGGACAAGAGCAUCCGACAAAAGAAAAGAGAGGGAGAUAAAGUUAGUGUCAGUUCAGGCAAGCUUAAACACCGAAAAAAGAAGAGAAGUAAUGGUACACGCUCUAUAAAAGAAGGACGUAAGCACAGGAAAGAGAAAAAGAAAUCUGUUGAAGAAAAGACAGAAGAGGAAAUGCUUUGGGAUGAGUCUAUUCUUGGAUUUUGAACUUUUAGGUUGAUUUACCCAAAGUUGCAUUGAAGAAAUCUUCUAAGAAUAUGGAUUUAGGCAAAGAAACAUUCAGUGAAUAAAAAGAGAGGUGGAUACCUUCAGCGUAGUUCAGUAAAGCUUUUUGUGUGUGUAAAAAUUGAAAUUGAAUUUAAAGAAGAAACAAACAACCCUAAACAAAGCCUUUGAGAAAAAACAUAAGAACAAAACAAGAACAUAAGACAAAAGUAUACCUGUUGAAGAAAAGACAGAAGACAUUCUUUGGGAUGAGUCUUGGAUUUUGAAUGUUUUAGUUUUAUUUUAAGUUUGAAUUGAAGAAAUAAGUUGAAUUUCAUUUUAUGAGAUACAUGUUAUUUGAAUUUUCCUAAGUGGACAGUGAUUUUAAACUCU